CACCCAAAAACCCUGCGCACCAUUAUUUUAUAGCGAGAAAACUCUCACAGUAGGGUGCGUCACCGCAGAACAACAUGGCAAUAGAGAAGAACAAAGUGGAAGAAGAAGCAUGCAUGAUUCGCUUCUACAAGAUUGUUCUUAGUUGGGAUUAUUUUCGCAUUCUUCAACAUUCUAAGAAAUCUAGCAGAGAUAUAAAAAAGGGUAGUGAUUCUGGUCUAAAGGAAGUGAAGGAUACAUUUAAAGAUAUUGAUGAUUACCUUUCAACAUUUGAGCCUCUUCUUUUUGAAGAAGUUAAAGCACAAAUUUCCCAAGCAAAGAAUGAGGAAGAGGGGACAUCGGUGCACGAGCAAAAGAUGUGUUUAGUGAAGGAAUGUAGUGACUCUGAAGGGUUUUACUUCCCGGUGGUACUUUACAGGGCGGAUGAGGGGGAGUCGAUUUCUCAAAACGAGCUUUUGCUACUUUCGAAAGAGAAGUUUGAAAAAGAUAAGUUUCCUAGUACAUAUGCAUUUGCAUUGGUGGAGCAUCGUCAGUACGAUUCUCUUAGACUCAGGAUGUUUUUACAAGGUGAGGUUAAGGGAAUUGAUAUUCAUCAUACGGAGCCUUGCGUGAGACUUGUCAAUAUGCGUUCACGCCUCAGUGAGGAGAAGACUUUUUUUUACAUUUCAAAGGUCUGCAGUUUAUCAACUAUUUUCCGCGAAUUCGUUGCCAUGCGAUCAAUUGGCUCUCUUAACUUCAGGGACGUAAUUUUGAGGGGUGCUGAUAGUACUGCUAAUACUACCACUCUUGCCUGGGAGAUUCCUGGGAAGUUGAUGGAAUCUAUUGAAAGUAAUCAUAAUGAGUCUCAACUGGAGGCUAUUCGUGCAGGAUUGUCACGAAAAUCUUUUGUCCUGAUACAGGGUCCUCCAGGGACUGGAAAAACACAAACUAUCCUUGGACUUCUUAAUGCUAUUCUGCAUUCUGUUCCAGCAAGAAUGCAUGUAAAGGAUAAAAUGCGUGACAUGAAGCGAGGUCCAGAAUUACCUAUGGGGGAGAAGUGUCAUCAUUGGCGACUAGCUUCCCCAUGGAUGACUAAGGUCAAUCCAAGAGACGAAAUUAUGCCGGUUGAUGGUGACGAUGGGUUUUUCCCAACCAGUGGAAAUGAAUUGAAACCAGAAGUGGUAAAUUCUAGUCGUAAAUAUCGUGUUCGUGUGCUGGUUUGUGCACCAUCAAAUUCUGCCCUUGAUGAGAUUGUGCUGCGAGUUUUAAAUACAGGGGUUCGUGAUGAAAAUAACCGUGCUUACAAUCCUAAGAUUGUACGCAUCGGUCUUAAGGCCCAUCAUUCAGUACAAGCAGUCUCAAUGGAUUAUCUGGUAGAGCAAAAGCUAGCUGGCCUGGAGGGCCAUCUGGAUAGGCAGAAGCAAGGAGGCGCUGGAAGUGAUAGGGAUAGCAUCCGUGCAUCAAUUUUGGAUGAAGCUGUGAUUGUUUUCUCAACUCUCAGCUUCAGUGGAUCAACUAUUUUCUCUAAAUUGAACCGUGGUUUUGACAUUGUUAUUAUAGACGAAGCUGCUCAAGCGGUGGAACCUGCAACGCUUGUGCCACUGUCAACUGGAUGUAAACAAGUAUUUUUGGUUGGUGAUCCAGUUCAAUUACCAGCUACUGUGAUUUCCCCUGUGGCUGAAAAGCUGGGAUAUGGCAUGAGCUUGUUCAAAAGAUUCCAGAGAGCUGGAUAUCCAGUGUUGAUGCUCAAGACACAAUAUCGUAUGCAUCCAGAGAUACGAAACUUUCCUUCUCGAGAAUUUUAUGAUGAUGCACUGGAAGAUGGUGCUGAUGUUGAAGAGCAGACAAAGCGUGGUUGGCAUGAUUAUCGCUGUUUCCGUCCUUUUUGCUUCUUUGAUGUACAAGAUGGAACAGAAUCACAGCCUGCAGGAAAUGGAUCAUGGGUAAAUGUAGACGAGGUUGAGUUUGCACUCCUCAUGUAUCAGAAAUUGGUGGCGAAAUACCCGGAGCUCAAGUCAAGCUCCAGAGUUGCUAUCAUCUCCCCUUACAGGCUUCAAGUCAAGCUCUUCCGUCAACGAUUCCGAGAAAUAUUUGGGAUUGAUUCAGAAAAAGUAGUAGAUAUAAAUACUGUUGAUGGUUUUCAGGGACGGGAAAAAGAUGUUGCAAUAUUCUCUUGUGUUAGGGCAAGCAAAGAUAGGGGUAUAGGAUUCGUUGCUGAUUUUCGGCGUAUGAACGUCGGUAUCACCAGAGCUCGUUCAUGCAUUCUGGUUGUGGGCUCUGCAUCAACACUAAAGAGGGACAAACACUGGAGCAACCUCGUAGAAGCUGCUGAGAAAAAUAACUCCCUUUUUAAGAUAAGCAAGCCUUAUGCAUCAUUCUUUAGCGAUGAAAGCUUGAAGUCCAUGGAAGUGGAAGUUGAGCCUCCUGAUUUUGAUGAAGAAAUGCUGCCAUAUGUAUCUUUAUAUAAUGAUGCUGACAACUCUGUGCAAGCGGUAGAUGAUUAUGAAGAUGGAGGCUUUGGUGACGCCGGUGGUGACGAUUAGUAGUAGCAGAACCGAUAUACAACUACCAUACUAGACAGUGCUAGUUUGUGUAUUACAGACUACUAGUUAAAAGAUGGAAAUGGUCCGGGUUGUCCAAGCCUACCCAGCUCACUUUAGUUCGACCCACCCAGUGACCACCUCUACAUCACUUAUUAAGCUGUCCUGCAAGGAAUGGCCUAGUGAUAGUGCCAUCGUUGUGCAAACUCCGGCCCGAGUCAGGCUUCGGAAGGCAGUUCACGGGAUAGAGGCCGGUAGGGAAGAGGUAUUUUUGAGGGUUGUGAGAUUAAAAUCGAUCUUUCUGACUCCGACCACUAAGUUUAUACCGUUUUGAAGAUUGGUAUUUCAUUCAUUUAAAUCACUUAAUUUCUUUUUCUGAAAAUAAUAUUACAAUGAAAUCUUAUAAGUAAUUUUUAACAGAUAUUUGGAUCCAAUAUCUGAAGUUGUAAAUAAAUAUAAAGUACUAUUUCUGCUUUAGGUUGUAAGAGAAAAUCUUUGAGGUUGAUAUAUGUAGAAACUUUUUUUUGGUAA
Messenger RNA from Beta vulgaris subsp. vulgaris (sugar beet), 3047 nucleotides. Its product is annotated as probable helicase MAGATAMA 3. The record is from RefSeq and is a predicted model, not a curated record. Bases 75 to 2519 code for a protein of 814 amino acids. Gene Ontology annotation, molecular function: helicase activity. The transcript has 20 exons. Lineage: Eukaryota; Viridiplantae; Streptophyta; Magnoliopsida; Caryophyllales; Amaranthaceae.